Symbiodinium necroappetens is the source of this 534-nucleotide messenger RNA. NCBI's taxonomy places the organism in Eukaryota, Dinophyceae, Suessiales, Symbiodiniaceae. The record is from the annotation of a GenBank genome assembly.
GUGCGUAUCCAGAGCCUUCGCGUGCUUACCAGGAGGUUGAAACGUGGUCGAGAUGACGGCGUGUUUCUGGGAAGGAAGUUGUGGAACGACACGGACUUCACAGACUGCGUACUGCGCUCGGAGGAUGGCUUGGAGCAAAAAGCACACAAGGCCAUUCUUGCAAACGCGUCGCCCGUCUUGAGCCGGAUGCUGCGGUCUGCGACCAAGGAAGGCGAAGUUACGCUUCCUUGCAGUGGUGAGGUGGUGCGGGCUUUGCUGAAGCACUGCUACGGGCUGUUCCCUGACAUCCGCGCCCUGAAAGUUCAGGAUGUGGUAUCCCUUGUGGAACAAGCUCAUGCCUUGGAGCUGACUUCCUUAUCUGAGGAUGCUGCGGUUGCUGCCACGCAGUGCUUGACUCCGGAGACAGUUGUCCCCCUGAUGCGAGGCCUGCGCGCUUUCUACAAAGCCGGGUCUCUGGUUGAAGAGUGGGACAACCUGGUGCGACAGGUGCGUGCAAGACAGGACCUGUCGCAUGCUGCUCUUCUUGGUCUGUGA